Mesorhabditis spiculigera is the source of this 2781-nucleotide messenger RNA. NCBI's taxonomy places the organism in Eukaryota, Metazoa, Nematoda, Chromadorea, Rhabditida, Rhabditidae. The record is from the annotation of a GenBank genome assembly.
AUGGCUGAUGAUCAGCCCGCCGCAUCAACAGCAACAGAACCCGCUCAUGAUCCGCUGAGCUGGCGAGCCAAGUGCAGCCAGCAGUACCGGGAAAGUAUGAUACAGUGGGUGUGGAAGGUGCUGCACCCGAAUGUUCAGCAACAUUUGAAGAUGGUCACCGAUCCCCAACUCGUCUCAGACCGCAACAAACUACAAGAAUACGAAAUCCGGCUCUUCGAUGAUUCCGCGUCCUUGGCUGACUACCGUGCAGCGCUGAAACGAUAUCGAGAUAUUUACAAGCCUGGGACGAAGCAGACAGCUGGCCGACGCGCGGCUAAUGAACCACGAGCGCAAGCAGCAAAAACCCAGAGCACGGCGGUUCCGAGGAAACGCGAGACUCCGGUGGAAGCGGCGGUGCAGGCAGUGCCGGCAAAGAUGAACUACGGCCCGCCCAGCUUCGACGGCCAGUACAGCCGACGUGCCAGCCAGGAUAUUCCGCCAGGCUACGACGACCAACCCGCCCACAGGAAUCUUAUGUACGCGAAUCACAUGCAAAUGCAGAUGCAAAUUGACCACGCGCCCCCUGGCUACGCACCUCAACCCCAGGCCGUUCAGCACGCGGACGACGGGGAUGUACAGGCCGACCAGGAGGUGCUCAGCUUCACCACGCCACAAUACGCUCGACCCCCUCAAGCCAUACAGUACUCCCCGAGAGUGCCAGGUGACCAGCGACGCGGUGCCGAGGAUCGGGAAGCGCCGAAGAUGAUCAUCUGGGUGGAGAAGCUCAAGGAGAAACUCAGAAAGCAGAAUCUGAAGCUGCUCAAGCUCCCAGGCCCGUUCCAGAUCGGCCUAGAGCACUACCAGACCAACCUCAAGCUCAUCAAGCUCAGCCGGCCCUCGCGUCGCCCGUUUUUCCGGCCCCCCGGGUACCACUGGCACCCCGCCGCCCAGGAGAUGCACGUCGGGGUUCCCGGAUAUGACCCCCGACGUCAUCGACAGGUUCAGCAGCAGCCGAUGCUGAUGUCGCCCCGAUUUUCCGGCCAGAUGGUCAUGCAAGUAUCGCCUGCCGCCCCGCAAGAGGUGCACUACUACGACGUCGCCCGUCAGCAACCGGUUCAGCACCGACGCAGAUCAUCUCCACCCCCACCUCCCCAUCGAGUCGUCCAGAGCACGAUGGAGCAGCGCCGCGAGGUGUCGAGCAUCAGCCCCCUGGCCAGCGCGUACAAAGACUGGUUCCGGCUGGACAUGACCGCCACCAGCUACACCACCAUGGUCACCUUCAUCGCGAAGAGCAUCUACGAGAUGGUCACCUGCGUCGAGGAGAGCGACGCGAAGACGGGCAGAAGGUGUAUGACGCUGGGGUUGAAGGUGGAGGAACGCGCCUAUGACAUGGCCGAAUCAACGAUGGACUACUUGGACAUCACCACAGGCUGGUUGAACGUCAUCAAGGAGUGGAUCUGCGUCGGCAAGAAGGUCACCGCUGACGACUUGAAGGAGAUUGAAAGCGAAGUUUGGAAGAGGAUGGAAUUUGAAGAAAAUGAAGGAGAUGAGCAAGAGGAAGAAGAUGAGGAUGAGCUCCUGGCUGAACAGCUUGAGCGCAGGCUACAAGAAGGGGAUGACCAGCAGGACGGAGAGGAAGAAGACGAGGAAGAGCUGGAAGAGCACGAGGCAGUAGAUGAGCAAGAAGGAGCGGAAGCUGAGGAAGGGGAAGAAGAUGAGGAGCAGGAGGCAGAUGAACAAGAGGAAGAAGAAGAUGAAGACGAAGAUGAGCAAGACGAGGAAGAAGACGAAGAAGAUGAAGGAUUCGACGACGAAGAAGCCGAGGAAGUCACCGAAGAAGAGCUUGCCGCCGAACUCGCCGAAGUUGAGGUCAGGGAAAGGGAGGAGCUGGAGAGGCUCCAGGCCGCCGCAGCCGACAAAGCCGAACAAGCCGACAAAGCCAGAACGGCCGCGUGUAAGAUGAAUAAGGUGGAGCAGGUGGUGCUCAAACUGAGGGCCGGAACUCAAAAGCCCGACACACCCGAGCCGGUCAAGCCCACAAAGCCGUUCAAGGGGGGACAGGUCGAGAAGCUGAAGCUUGCCAAGCUUCCUGCGGAACGACGAAAGCAAGGAGAACGAGAAGAACGUGAAGCUCCAUCGGAAGUGCCGGCGAAGAAGCCGAAAGGCGCAAUUGGAGCGCUAAUCGGAAGCGUCAUCAAGCUGGCCAAGGCCGCCAAGGCCAAGGAGUCUGAACUGCCUGAAGAAGUACCGGAAGGGCAGCAACUUGACGAAGUGGGAAGUGAGGAAAUGGAGCCGGCGACCACGGCCCCAAAAAGACGCGGAAGACCCCCGAGAAAAGCUGCGGAAUCGGCGGAGGAUACGGAGCCAGUUUCUGAAGAACACGACGAAGAUGCCGGGCAGGCAGGAGAAGGCGAACACGCCGAAGGGGCUGAACAACCUGGCCCCUCGUCUGCCGCUGCACAACAACAUGAAGAGGAUGAUGAAGAUGAGGAGGAUGAUGACGACCCCCUUGACCUUGAUGAGCAGUGCAUGGCGCGUGUGAUGGCAAAGUACCCGGGGCGGACGCGGAAGCAAGUGGUCACCGCCCUGAAGGCGCUCAGGGCCAAGAGCCGAGCAGCUGCGAACGCUGCCUGGAGGCCGCCGAACGUGACGCGGGAGCAGAUGAUUCAACACAAAUACGUCAUCGAGGAGGCCAAACUGGCGUGGGCCGAGGAGGAGGCCAUCUACCGGACGGCCGACACGCUCGAGCAGUACAAGGAAAUGGUGCAGCCGAGAAUGGAUGCGCUGGCAGCGCGAGGACCG